UGUGAGAUUGGCAUCCCAGGGGUGUGAGUUAAAGUGGUCAGUUUAGAACUGGAUCUUGCAAUGCAUGGGGAGGCAGUAGAGUUGUUUGAUCAUGGAACUAAUUUGGUCUUGUCUUCCCACCCCCAAAAAUGCUCACUUAACCGAAACAGGAGUCUCCAAUGACUUCAAGAUUUUUCUUUUCUGAAUGGCCUUGUCUAGAAGAGUUUUCACUGUUGCUAAUAUUGCUGCAUUAGCCAUGUGAGGAAGUGUAAGUGUAGUCUGACUCUGCCAGCCAUUUUCAGCACUGUGUCAACUGGGCUCGCUUAAAUAAGCUGAUGCUGAAAAUGGCUGCUACAGCCAGAAAGCUCUCUACACUAGGGCUCCUAACAUUGCAAUGGUGGCAAUCUUUUGUAAACAUUCCCUAGUAUAGACCUAGCCUAUGCAUAUAAUCAGCACCAGUUGCUGUUUGUGUUUAAUUUUUCAGAGUUCAGCCAGAGUCAGGGUUCAUCUUAAUAAGGUGUCAAUUUUUACUGGGAGCUGGAAACAAUGUUUUUGCUGUGCUGGCCCUCCGCAAACAAAAUCUUCAAUAAGUAUAAAUGUAAACAACAUUGAGCCAGAGGACUCUGCUGAGGAGGCAGAAGAAAUAAAACAGCAAAUUGCAGAAGAUCCAUUCUGCGCUGAUGUCCAGGUGCAAACUUCCUAUGUCGAAAUACCACCAGGAGAUAAGUGGCGUUGGUCGCGAUUACAAACAGAAGCCCAGGUGCAAACCUCAAAUCUUGAACUACCAGGCGAAGAGACUUUCCUCCCGUUUGAAAGUGAGGCCCAGGUACAAACCUCAGAUCUUGAAAUAUCAGAGGAGGAGACUUCAUUCCCAUCACAAAUGGAGGCCCAGGUGCAAACAUCAUAUAUUGAAGUACUAGAUACGGAGACUUUAUUCCCCAUAGAAAGUGAGCCCCUGGAGCAGACCCCAGAUCUUGACUUUCAAGACAUGCAGGUGAAGAAUUUAUUCCCAUUAUUUGUUGAAGUUGAAGUGCAAACCUCAUAUGUAGACAUACCAGCAGGGAAUAAGUGGCGUUCGACACGACUACAAGCCGAGGCCCAAGUGCAAACCUCAAGUCAUGAAUUAUUAAAGACACUUUCUUCCCUCUCACAAAAGGAAGCCCAGGUGCAAACCUCCAAAAUUUCAGUAACAGGAACAGAGGAAGUGCCUCUUUCCCCAUCACAAAUCGAGGCCCAGGUGCAAACCUCCAAACUUUCAAUAACAGGAACAGAGGAAGUGCCUCUUUCUCCAUCACAAAUUGAGGCCCAGGUGCAAACAUCCAAACUUUCAAUAACAGGAAUAGAGGAAGUGCCUCUUUUCCCAUCACAAACCGAGGUCCAGGUGCAAACUUCAAAACUUGCAUUAACAGAAGCAGAAGAGGAGACGGCCCCAUUCCUGGUAGAAGAAAAGCCUGUCCCCACAACCCAAAGUGAAGCUGCUGUGCAAACCUCAUAUGUGGACAUACCAGCAGGGAAUAAGUGGCGUUUGUCACGGCUACAAACUGAGGCCCAGGUGCAAACCUCAAGCAUUGAGUUACUGAAGAGGCUUUCUUCCCCCUCACUAACUGAGGCCCAGGUGCAAACGUCAAAACUUGCAGUAACAGAAGCAGAGGACGUGCCUCUUUCCCCCUCACUAACCGAGGCCCAGGUGCAAACCUCCAAACUUGCAGUAACGGAAGCAGAGGAGGAGGAAGAGGCCCCAUUCCCAAUAGAAGAAAAGUCUCUCACCAAACCUGUAGCUGACGUUGCUGUGCAAACCUCAUAUGUAGACAUACCAGUAGGGAAUAAAUGGCGUUCGUCACGGUUACAAGCUGAGGCUCAGGUGCAAACCUCAAGCAUUGAGUUAUUGAAGAAGUUUUCUUCCCUCUUACUAACUGAGGCCCAGGUGCAAACGUCAAGUAUUGAGUUAUUGAAGAAGCUUUCUUCCCCAUCAUUAACCGAGGCUCAGGUGCAAACCUCCAAACUUGCAGUAACAGAAGCAGAGGAAGUGCCUCUUUCCCCAUCACAAAUUGAGGCCCAGGUGCAAACCUCCAAACUUUCAAUAACAGGAACAGAGGAAGUGCCUCUUUUCCCAUCACAAACCGAGGUCCAUGUGCAAACUUCAAAACCUGCAUUAACAGAAGCGGAAGAGGAGACGGCCCCAUUCCUGGUAGAAGAAAAGCCUGUCCCCACAACCCAAAGUGAAGUUGCUGUGCAAACCUCAUAUGUAGAUAUACCAGUAGGGAAUAAAUGGCGUUCGUCACGGUUACAAGCUGAGGCCCAGGUGCAAACCUCAAGCAUUGAGUUACUGAAGAAGUUUUCUUCCCUCUUACUAACCGAGGCCCAGGUGCAAACGUCAAGUAUUGAGUUAUUGAAGAAGCUUUCUUCCCCAUCAUUAACCGAGGCCCAGGUGCAAACCUCCAAACUUGCAGUAACAGAAGCAGAGGAAGUGCCUCUUUCCCCAUCACAAAUUGAGGCCCAGGUGCAAACCUCCAAACUUUCAAUAACAGGAACAGAGGAAGUGCCUCUUUCCCCAUCACAAAUUGAGGCCCAGGUGCAAACCUCCAAACUUUCAAUAACAGGAAUAGAGGAAGUGCCUCUUUUCCCAUCACAAACCGAGGUCCAUGUGCAAACUUCAAAACUUGCAUUAACAGAAGCGGAAGAGGAGACGGCCCCAUUCCUGGUAGAAGAAAAGCCUGUCCCCACAACCCAAAGUGAAGCUGCUGUGCAAACCUCAUAUGUAGACAUACCAGUAGGGAAUAAAUGGCGUUCGUCACGGUUACAAGCUGAGGCCCAGGUGCAAACCUCAAGCAUUGAGUUACUGAAGAAGUUUUCUUCCCUCUUACUAACCGAGGCUCAGGUGCAAACCUCCAAACUUGCAGUAACAGAAGCAGAGGACGUGCCUCUUUCCCCCUCACUAACCGAGGCCCAGGUGCAAACCUCCAAACUUGCAGUAACAGAAGCAGAGGAAGAGGAGGAGGCCCCAUUCCCAAUAGAAGAAAAGUCUCUCACCAAACCUGUAGCUGACGCUGCUGUGCAAACCUCAUAUGUAGACAUACCAGUAGGCAAUAAAUGGCGUUCGUCACGGUUACAAGCUGAGGCCCAGGUGCAAACCUCAACCAUUGAGUUACUGAAGAAGUUUUCUUCCCUCUUACUAACCGAGGCCCAGGUGCAAACGUCAAGUAUUGAGUUAUUGAAGAAGCUUUCUUCCCCAUCAUUAACCGAGGCUCAGGUGCAAACCUCCAAACUUGCAGUAACAGAAGCAGAGAUGGCCUUUCCUUCCCCAUCACAAACUGAGGUUCACAUCCAGUCUUCAUAUUUUGAAGUACCAGAGUUGGAGGAUGAGAUGCCCGCUACCCCAAUCAAAGAGAAGCCCCUCCCAUUAACACUGACGGAGGCCCAGGUGCAAACUUCAUAUGUAGACAUACCAGCAGGGAACAAGUGGCAUUCGUCACGACUACAAGUUGAGGCCCAGGUGCAAACCUCCAGGCUUGAAUUGCCAGAGGCAAAAGAGAAGGCUCCUUCCCUGUCCCAAACACAGGCUGAGAUGCAAACCACGAGGGUUGAAAUAACAGAAGAGAAAGCAGUGCCUCCGACUCCCCCAGAUGUUAAAAUAUUAGCAGAGGAGACGCUGAAGGAGGAGGUAGAGCUGAAGCUUCCACACCCUGAAUAUGCCGAGGCCCAGGUGCAGACCUCGCGUGUUGAAAUACCUGUGGGGAACAAGUGGCGUUCGUCCCGUUUAUGUACAGAGGCCCAGGUACAAACUUCAUAUCAAGAACUCCCAGUUGUGAAGAGCAAGACUUUGCCGCCACAAGGUACUGGGGUGGCAAAGAAGGUCACUGAGCGUGCAGCAUCAAAGAAACUAACAAAAACCUCGACACGAGCAACACCAAUAUCCGUGCACUUACAUGUAAAGAUGACUCCACGACGCCGGAAUGGGAAUAAAAAGAACUAGUAAAAACUUGAAUUUAAACAAAUAAAACCUUGUAAAAUAACAAACUUAACCUGUGAGAUUUUUCUGGAGAUGGUGUCUCACAGUUUGAAGGCACAGGGCCAUGUCCCCAUCUAGUGUAUAUUGGCAUAGCUUCACUGAAGUAAUUGGAGUUAUGGAGAUAUACGCCAGCUGCAGAUCGGACCUGUAAUUUCUUACUUCCUCAUUUCAUAAUCUCUGGUAUAGUUAGUUGUUUGGCAUGGUAAACUCCAGUUUUGGUCCUGUCCCCAUCCUUGCUAAUUUGCAUUUUGCUAGAUUGCACACUGUGUAAUUCACACACAAAACUGUGUUGCUACACAACAUUCUAGUAAAAUUUGGGAUUUAGUGCUCAAGUGAGGUCUCAUGCUGUAAACCAGGCAAAACUCCGUCAGUACAAAUUACAGCUUUCCUUGUCUACACUACGAGUGUGGACCAGUUCAGCUACAUCAUUGGCUGGGCAUCAAUUGUUGCAGUUGGGACAAAUUUCCAAUGGAUACUACUUCUGCCAUAAUGAAAGCAUAAGCAUAUGCUUUACUGAACAGUUACACAUGUGCCACUGGAAAUAUUUCAAUUUGAUGUUAAGUCUGUAUGAUUGCACUGUAACUAGCAUCUCUAGUUAGGAAUGAAGUGGAAUUUAAAUUAUAGACCUCUACUUUUAGCAGUCUGAUAAUUUUCCCAAAUAAAAUGAGCUUUUGGGCUUAGAUUCCUAAUGGUAGCCUUCACUUCAGAAGUUGCUUUUUUCAGAAUUUUUAAAGGAAAACUGCAGAGUUGUUUGGAGUGAUCCCAGCAUGAAGAAACAUUGUU
Messenger RNA from Chelonia mydas (Green sea turtle), 4771 nucleotides. RefSeq names its product selection and upkeep of intraepithelial T-cells protein 5-like. Bases 419 to 3952 code for a protein of 1177 amino acids. Lineage: Eukaryota; Metazoa; Chordata; Testudines; Cheloniidae. The transcript has 5 exons. The record is from RefSeq and is a predicted model, not a curated record.